CGUCCGGCCGCACCCGUCCUCAGGAUUGCAGAGAGACGACUGGCCGCUGCAGCCGCCACAAGCUGUCCCUGCGGCGCGCCUGCCCAAGCGGGCCGCACUGCGCUCCGGCGCCCAGCGCAUCUUCAGCUUCCACCCCAGCGCGGGGGCGCUACGCUCGCGCGUGCGCAGCGCGAGUGGGUCGCAAGCCGGGACCCCACGGCCGGCGCGUGCGCGGACCGUGCACUGGAAGGUGGGCGGACACCGAGAUGAGCCUACCACAGCUGCAGCCCCACUGAGGACCAGGCCCCUGGCAAGAGGAGGGCGCGGGUCGCCCGCGCCAGGUCGGGUCAUGGCGUUCCUGGCCGGGCCGCGCCUGUUGGACUGGGCCAGCUCGCCACCGCACCUGCAGUUCAACAAGUUCGUGCUGACCGGCUACCGGCCAGCCAGCAGCGGCUCCGGCUGCCUGCGCAGCCUCUUCUACCUGCAUAACGAGCUAGGAAACAUCUAUACGCACGGGCUGGCCCUGCUGGGCUUCCUGGUGCUGCUGCCGAUGACCAUGCCCUGGGGUCAGCUGGGCAAGGAUGGCUGGCUGGGGGGCACACACUGUGUGGCCUGCCUGGCACCACCUGCAGGCUCCGUGCUCUACCACCUCUUCAUGUGCCACCAAGGGGGCAGCCCUGUGUACACCCGGCUCCUUGCCCUGGACAUGUGUGGGGUCUGCCUCGUCAACACCCUCGGAGCCCUGCCCAUCAUCCAUUGCACCCUGGCCUGCAGGCCCUGGUUGCGCCCGGCUGCCCUGGUGGGCUACACCAUGCUGUCGGGUGUGGCUGGCUGGAGGGCCCUUACUGCCCCCUCCACCAGUGCCCGGCUUCGUGCUUUCGGUUGGCAGGCUGGUGCUCGUCUCCUGGUGUUUGGGGCCCGAGGAGUGGGGCUGGGCUCUGGAGCUCCAGGUUCCCUGCCCUGCUACCUGCGCAUGGAUGCGCUGGCACUGCUUGGGGGGCUAGUGAACGUGGCCCGCCUGCCAGAGCGCUGGGGACCGGGUCGCUUCGACUACUGGGGCAACUCACACCAGAUUAUGCACCUGCUCAGUGUGGGAUCCAUCCUGCAGCUGCACGCCGGCGUUGUGCCUGAUCUGCUCUGGGCUGCCCACCAUGCCUGCCCCCCAGACUGAACCACUGCCUGCCCACCAUGCCAGCCUGCCCACGGUCUUCUAGGGCCAACAACACCAGAGUUCCCUCCUUAUGCUGGUCUGCAAAGGGCUGGCUCCCUGGAUGUUUCCAGUUGGGAGCUCUCAUCUGUUCACCCAUUCUUCCCUAUGGAUGAGCCUCUUCUACCCAAGCCUCGGAGGCUCCAGGCUUCCCACCUUGCCUUCUUCCAGGGCAAUGUCUUCCUGUACAAGCCAAAAAGAAACUGAGGAAGUUUAACCUCUGUGACUUGUGAGGGUUGGGCCAGAGGGACUCUGGGGUCAAGUCUUGCUGACAGCUGGAAUCCUACUAGCCUAGAACAAUCACUCCACCCUGUCCAUUCUCAGACCUUCAAGUAAGGUACCUUGUGGGUACCUAGAUCAGCCACCAGCCCACGAUUCCUGACUUCCAUCUUUCGGCCCUGCAUGCCAGCACUUCCAAAAGCCUGAGGCUUGCCCACCCCUUCUGCCUUCUGUCCAGACUGCGAAGUGAGGGGCUUGAGCAGCAGGACUAGCCCCUCUCUCCAGGGGGCAAGAGGGCUACUGCUGUUUUCCAGGCAACUGGCAUAGAGAUGUAAAGAGCCGAGUGGCCCUGGAUUCAGGCCCCAUUGGGCUGGAGGCCCACCCUCCACCUUGAGUGCCAUGCUCUGACAGCUCAACCUACCCACCAGGGAUGUGCCUGCUCAGGAAAUCUGUUCCACACAGCAUGGGGCCCCCAACUCCAGUUUGCUAGCCUGGUGCUCUGGGCCCUGCAGCGGGGCUCAGCCUUGGCUCAUCCUGGGGCCCUCAGACCCUAGGCGACAUCAAUAAACGGGACAGGAAGCACUAUGUUGCCAUGCAAACAA
Molecule: messenger RNA, 2007 nt
Organism: Pteropus alecto (black flying fox)
Lineage: Eukaryota; Metazoa; Chordata; Mammalia; Chiroptera; Pteropodidae
Gene: PAQR4
Product: progestin and adipoQ receptor family member 4
Exons: 3
Coding region: 329-1150 (273 amino acids)
Cellular component (GO): membrane
Molecular function (GO): signaling receptor activity
Source: RefSeq, a predicted model, not a curated record